UUAAAAACAAAACAAUAAAUGUAUGGCUUGCAAUCAAAGUGGUGCACUGUACACGAGCGAAUCACUCUUUUGAAUCGUUUCUUUGUGCCGAAUCUGCCAAAACGGUUCACUUGAUUAUUUUGCUCUGAUUCAAAACAAUCAUGUCAAAUCCUCCUUCAUUUACCAUGACCGAAAACUUCAUUAAAAUUGCAUGCAAAUACAUCGGUCCACCGGGGAACCUUUUUUCCCCCCUGCAUUAGGCAACGUCUUUUUUGACAGCAGUGGCAUUUUUAAACGGUUUCUACAAAUAUUCUAGAUGAAAAACAUAUAGAAAACAUUUUUUUUUCUUUAGUUCAAUUAGACGACUGACCACAGGUUUUGGAAAAUAUUCAAAGCCAUCUAAGCUACGUAUUUGCAUAUAUUCUCCAAGGCGGAGCGCGCGGGUAGCUCGCGUCCUCUCGGGGCCCGUCUCAAAUCCUAGCCCGCCGGGCCUCGCUACCUAGGCAGCAUCAGCUCGCGCCCGAGGCCCGAAAGCGCGGUCUGUCUAGUCAGCUCACUAGAUUUUGAAACAGUCCCCGCGUGUGUGCGGCUCCAGGGAGGAUGGUUAGGUAACAUCCGCAGCGCUGAACCGGGAAAGUUGUUUCCUGAACUCUUGGCGCAGUUUUGUUGAAGCCCGGCCCUGCCGCACUUCACAGUCGCACAGGAAAAGAAAGACGGAUGCGGGCGAAGGGAGGCACAUCGAAACGAAAGGACAAUAUCGAGACAAAUGACGCGAGACCAUGGACGCGUUGGACACGACAGCAUCGCGCGGGGACGAGCAGCACGACGUGGGAGCUGAGGCAGACCUGCAGACGCAGCUAAUCGAGUGUCGAGCUCAACUCGAGCACUGGCAGGGCGUGGCGAGGAUCUGCGAGCUUAGCAAGCAGGAGGAGCUCCAGGAGCUGCAAAAACAAUGCGACCAGGAGAUUCAGUCCUUGCAGGAGGCUCUGAGAGAAACCGCUGCUCAGUAUGAGGUCAGAAUAUCUGUUCUGCAGUCAGAACGAGCACAGUGGAGGAGAGCCACUUCAUCCCAGAACACUAAGGGUAUCUUUAAAAAGGUGGAGGGUAGCUCUCCCCCACAGGGUGGUUCCCCUCCCCUGCGGACUGCUGAGCAUGAGGGGUCAGGUUCAGACUCUGAUCCACUGGAGCUGUUGGCGGAGACGUCAGAUGCAGAGACAACAGGCCUUAUGAUGGACUACUUUCCCCAGCACUGUGACUCUGCCUCCCUGUCUUCUUUCUCUCUGGACACGCCCUCUUUGCCCCGACACCGGCCCCCUCAAGACGACACCGCCUCCCUGGUGUCCACAGGAACCCUGGUGCCUGAAGCCAUCUACCUGCCACCUCCGGGCCACAGGCUGGUCACGCAUGCAGACUGGGACAAACUGCAAGCACAACUUGUAGAGCUUCAAGAGGAGCUGACAGAACUUCAAAAGCAGAAAACUGAGCUGGAGAAAGAACUGGAUGUGCAAAGUACAGAGACACAAAAACAGUUGUCGGUACUUCAGUGUCAGGUGCAAACCUCUGAAACCCUUCUUCAAGACCUACAGAAAUCAUUUAGCCAGUCACAAAAUGCGGUCCAGAGCAGAUUGGCGGAGCUGUCUUACUCUCAGAAGAGAGUUUGUAAUGAGCUCUCCAAGUUGAAAGGUGAAGACGCUGAUGUGGAUGAAAAUAGCCUACCACCCCACAGUCCAACACUAGAGGCAGCUCACUGUGAGGAGAGACUUCGUAUUGAAAUAGUCAACUUACAGGAUCAGCUGGAGACACGCACGGAAGAAAGCGAAAUUUUAGAAGUUAAGCUUGCCAGCCUCACAGUAGAGACAGACCGCAUACAGAUCCAAAAGGAAAAGCUGGAGGCUGAGCUGCAGGAGUGUCGAGUGGAAGUGCAGGGUCUGCGGGUGGCGCUUUCUCACCUUCAGAAGGACAACAGAUCUCACGUCCAGGAGAAGGCGGUACUGCAGCAGCAGUGUUUAGAGUACCGCAGUCAGGUGAUCAGUCUGCGCUCUCAACUAGAUACUAGUCAAACCGUGCAGAAGGAUUUCGUGCAGCUGUCGCAGUCACUGCAGGUGAAAUUGGAGCAGAUUCGCCAGGCAGAGUCUUUAAACCAAGUGAAGCACAUUCUAGGGGAGGAGAUUGAAGACGCUGAUUUGCCUGCAGAUGCCACAUGAAACAACAAAAGUAUAGGUGAUGUUUUGGCCAACCAAAGGGAAGAGACUCUGGUGGAUAAGGAGGUGGUCCUCAAAAAGGGCCAAGCUGAGGUGGGCUGCCUACACGAAAAAGAAAGCUACAGUGACAUGAAGAACUAAACGGCCUUUCCUGCACUCAUGAGUCCACCAUUCUUCUAAUGAGCUCAAACCAUAUGGGGAAAACACGAUUCCUUAUCAAUUUGGACAAACUGGAAUUGCUAAUACUUGAAUUUUGUGAAAAGCUAAUACACUGACUACUAGAUGACUAGACUUAAUUCCACUGCAGUGUAAGUUUUAUCUUCCUGGCCUUCCUAAUAGAUACUGUUGGAUAUAUGUUACUCAUCUUCAGCACCUGUCACCAGCAAAAUAAAAACCAAAAACUUACUGUGGAUGGAUACUGGGGGCAAUUGGUACUUUUAGAUUAUGUAUUCUCUUCAGAUUACUACUGAUCUACCUGUUAUCACAUGUGCCAAAGUAACACUAUCAAUAAUGAGAAGGACUAUCAUAGUAUUUAACGUCAUUCCACAUAAUAUCCAAUUAUUUUUCGUCUUUGUAUGAUAAUUCUUUCAGCUAACUAGUAACUGCAUUAUAAUUGUUUGAAAUGAGAUGCAACCUUUUUAAUACCAUAUUUCAAUAAACAAAGUGUAAUUAGCUGUUGACUAAAUGCUAGUUUUAAAAAUAUAUAUGUGUUUUAAAGAUUACAUCUUUAAAUUCAUACCAUUUUUAUGUUACAAUUACCCCCAGUUUCAAAGCCAUGAUGAAAUCUUUUGUGAUAUCCACCAGCAACAGUGUUAGCAUAUUGACUUGAAGCCAACAACCAAGAGAUACAAUAAAUAUUACUUGAAAUUAAAUACAUUUAGUAAUAUUAGAAAAUAUUGCACCGUAAAAUAUUUUUGUAGCUGAAAUGGUUUUUGUUGAAACCAUUUCAAAGUUGGAACUUCUGCUGAAAAGACAGUUGCCCCCUGCUAGAAUACUACCUACCCUACUAUAAUUAUUUGUGCAUUCAAUUUAAGGCCAAAGUCACUUUACUCUAAAGAGCCAUCAUUUCAUUAUGAAGCAUCUGGUGCCUGAGCCAGUGAACAGUGGAAGAUCAAUGUAUGUUAAAGAGAUGAUGAAACACUGUUUGAAUGGGGCAAAUAAAUGUUAAUUCAUAUUUAUGUAGCACAAUGUUAGUAACAAAUCUGAGUGCAUUACAUAUGUAUGAAAAAUAAAGAUUAAACUAAAAAACAA
Messenger RNA from Puntigrus tetrazona (Sumatra barb), 3431 nucleotides. It is a transcript of the gene rabep2, whose product is annotated as rabaptin, RAB GTPase binding effector protein 2. Gene Ontology annotation, biological process: endocytosis. Gene Ontology annotation, molecular function: growth factor activity; GTPase activator activity. Gene Ontology annotation, cellular component: intracellular membrane-bounded organelle. The transcript has 13 exons. The coding region runs from base 759 to 2183 and encodes 474 amino acids. The record is from RefSeq and is a predicted model, not a curated record. Lineage: Eukaryota; Metazoa; Chordata; Actinopteri; Cypriniformes; Cyprinidae.